Molecule: messenger RNA, 7940 nt
Organism: Porites lobata
Lineage: Eukaryota; Metazoa; Cnidaria; Anthozoa; Scleractinia; Poritidae
Source: the annotation of a GenBank genome assembly
AUGAGGCAAUUUUUUCGUCGAUUUUCUUCGUACAUAGCGAUGAGUUCCUACGAAGUAAAGCACAAUGUGAAAGGACGUGAAUUUUUUAUAGCCCUCGAUAAAGGUUUGUCCAUCUGUUCUUUUUAACGGUUACGAGUUCACCGGCAUAUGAGUUUUUUAGUUAACCAGGGGCCCGUAUUAAAACGUGGUUUAUGUUUGCCGUGUUUACAUUUAAGAUCGAGGUUUCAAUAGUUUUAAAACUGAUACAAAAAAAUCAUGUAUCGGUUAAAUCAAAGCACGAAUCAGCGUACCCCACACAUGCACUCUCCCCUCUUGCCAAAAAGCAGCAUCAUGUAACAAGUAAAGGAUUACACAAGCUUUUCUCUGUCUGCAGACUCGCAUUCAAGAGCACAAAAAAGCUACAUCAAAAGAGUAAUAUGGCCCCUUUCUUGAUUUUCUUGAGGUGGUGGUGGGGGGAAGGGUAGGGAGUUAGGAGUGGGGCCGGGCAUUUGAUUAUGAGCAUCCUGAUGGAAGCCUUCCACUAGGUUUUUUUAGGCAAGGCUUUGCUCUAAGAAAAAAUAAAGGGAGCCCAGUGCUCUGAACAUGUGAAAUCCAGGAUGCCCAGUAUAUGAUUUCUAUGGGAAAACUAAGAUUUUCUAGUUGCUUUGGAGCAAAAGCUAGAUGCCAGGGGCCACCAGGCACUGCUAAAGCACAGCUUUGCUUUAAGUGGUCGCAAAUUCAACAUUUCUUUUGCCUUUACAAACAUUCUCCCACACCCUCUAAAGUCUUAUGUGAAACGCACAUGAGGAAAGUGCAUUUCAUUGAGAAAUGGUGCCUAAUGAAAAUGAAAAGCAUCAGCCGUAAAAUGGGGGUGGGGUGUCCCAUGACUAUCUGCAUGCUCACGAAGGAUGCUGAAGCAUGUUGCGUCCUUCUUCUCUCUGAAUGAAGUGUUAGCUUAUUGUUUCCAUGAUUCAAAGAUAAUUUAACUAAAGCAAAUCAAUACCUUGUCUUCUGACAAGAUGACUUAUUAGGAACUGCAGUUACUCAAAAUGUAAAUUAUUUUGACUUUAUAAAAUAUUUUAAGGAUUUAAGCCAUUGGAAUGUAUAAAAUGUAAGAGAGGAACGACUUUUCUAUUUUUUUUUUGUUUCAUUUUAUUUAAUUUGUAUGAAAGCAUCAUUCUUUCAUGUGAAUUUUUUGGCAUUCAGAAGGAAAAAAACUUCAAAGAAAUGUUUCAUUUACAAUCACUGCAAUAAGUAUCUAUUUUGCAUCACUCACACUUAGAUGCAAAUCACCCUUCCAAAACAAUCAAGAUGUUUCACCAAUGUCAACCUACAAAUAAUAGGAUACAUUUGAUUGACAGAAUACUUUGCUUUUAGUAUUGAUAUGUUUCAAUAGGCGCAAUUCUGUGAUGGCUAUGAAUUUCCCAACGGAAUAUCAAAGCAACCUGAAGUUGAAUAUAUUACUAGACAGUGCAAAGACAGUAGAGUAUCUGCACAUGGCAAAAUGCUCUGCUAAAUUUCCUUUCAUCACUUAUGCAGUUUGGUAUUUAAAUGUGGAGAAGAAAUAUCAUUUAUACUCUAAAGAACGCCCGAGACAGAUUUCUGACCAUUUUCACCUUAAGUUAAGUUGGUACUUUUUUUUUUUUUUUUUUUUUGUAUUUUAUUUAUUUAUUUUUUUUUUACAGGUAUAGUACAAACAACAUACAGAUCGAAACAUACAAAUAUUACAAAAUUUACAACAACUACCUUAAUUAAAAAAAAAAAAAAAAAAAAAAAAAAAAAAAAAUAGAAAAAUAAAUAAAAAGCUACACUGCACUACACUACAAGGCUUACAUAACUUAUUCGACUUGAACUUAAAAUACAGAGUAAUACAGGGAGUAUUAGAAAAACGAAGUUUGGAUAACAGCUACUGUUGUAUUAAUGGGAGUAACGGCUUCCAUUUUUUAUCAUGGAAAUGGAUUUUGUUGUUUCUUUUCGCGAUAAAACGUUCGGUUUGAAACGUUUUUUUAAAUUUAUCGACUAAUAGUCUUACACAUAAACAGUCCUUAUUUAACUUACAGCGGUAAAUAAAAUAUUUGCUUUCAAGAAUGAUGUAAUUGACUAGAAUGCUUAUAUUAUCUGUAUCUAAGAUCCCAAAAAGGACAUUCAUGAUAUCAAACCUAAUAGUUAUAUUAAAAGAAUCAAGUACAGACUUUAAAUCAUUCCAAAACAUGUUUACUUUUGUACAAUGGAAAAAGAGAUGUUCUAUGGUCUCCAACUCCUUUUCACAAAAAUCGCAGAAGGGAGAAUCUACUUUUUUGAACUUAAACAGCAUCUUGUUCGUGUAUAAGAUCCUGUUUAAUAUUUUAUAUUGGAAUUCUCUUAAUUUAGUAUCCAAUGUUGUUUUGAAGGGCAGUAGAUAUAUCUUUUCCCAGUCCAACUGAAAUGUGUGUGUGCUGAAAGUUUCGUUAUAUUUCUUUUGCGCUGUUGGUAUACUGGAUAUCUUAGAAACAAAACUGUCAUAUAAUGACUUUGAUUUAAGAUUUUGGAAAUUGACUUUUUUCCCUUCAAUACGUAACUUGAAAUCAGUUUGGAUUAGAUCAUGAGUUUUUGAAGAGAUAGAGUUUUUAUUUGUUUUUAAUAUUUUGCGCCAUUCUUCAGGAAAAGCAUUGAAGAGACUGAAAAGUAGAAAAUGUUCAACUGGUGAAAGAGUUGAAUAUAAUGGUUCCUUGUUCGACUUGAAACCUCCCCACGUGUCGUAGAGGUCUCCAAUUUUUACAAUUCCAAGAUCAAUCAGCCUACUGUUAUAGACUGACUUUGAUUCAAUGCAAAUGAACUGGUUGUUCCAUAUGACCUGAUUUGCUAUUUCAGAGGAUGAGGAGGGGUUGUCUUCAUUUAAAAGGGUCCACGCCACAAUGCAUUCUUUGUAAAAUUCUGGAAGAGUUACCGGUAGUUUAGUGUAGUUAAAAUUGCAAUGAAACAAGAAUUUUCCCCCUACUUUCUUAAGAUAAAAAUUCAGAAAAAACUUCCAGCCAGCGGGAUCAAUGGAGAGAUAUCUCUUAAUACAAAUUAUUCUUUGGGCAGAGAUCAUUGACUCAAUGUUGGGCAUUUUCAAGCCUCCUUUAUCAAUAGGGUUAAUAAAAGCUCUGCGCUUUACUUUAUCUUUUCCCUUCCAAACAAAGGAAUAUAGCAAAGUAUUUAUUUUUUUGAUAAACUCUUCUUUAUUUGAAAUGAGAACAACCCUGUAUAAAAUCUUUGGUAUGGCGAAAGACUUGAUCACUUGAAUUUUUCCAAGUAGUGUAAGACCUCUCCAGCUCCAGCCCUUCAGCAAUCCUCUCAGAGAUUUCUCGAUUGAUUCAAAGUUAAGCUUAUAAAACAGUGCGUGAUUAAAGGUGAAAUGAACCCCUAGGAUCUUUAUGGCCUUACUUAUUUCAUUAACACCUAGUUCUGAGCUGUUUACUUCCAUAUUUCCUAGUAGAAGAAUUUCCGUUUUGUCGUGAUUGACCUUCAAUCCGGAGUAUGUACUAAACAGAUCGAUAGUAUCAAAAAGGGUGCGAUGCGAAAAUUUGUCCCUAACAAAUGAUGUCAUAUCAUCAGCGAAUAUAACUAAUUUGAUUUCGGAACCAUCCACCUCAAUACCCUUAAUUUGAUCGUUAUUACGUAUGGAUAAUGCCAAUAAUUCAAGUACUAUUAUGAAAAGAGAUGGCGAGAGUGGGUCGCCCUGGCGAACACCCCGUUUAACAUUGAAAGAGGGGGUGGAAAAACCAUUAUUGAAAACACAACUUGAUAUAUUAUUAUAAAACGUCUUGAUCCACCCCAAGAAGGAUUCUCCAAAGCCAAAGAACUCUGGCGAUUUGUGGAGGAAGUUCCAAUUUAGAGAAUCGAAGGCUUUCUCAAAAUCAAUUGCAGUCAUUAUACCUUGGUAGUCUCGCAUUUUAGUAAAUUCCAACACAUCGGUUAUCGUACGAGUUGCAUCAAAAAUUGUUCGUCCUUUUACAAAGGCAUUCUGGUCAUAAUGGAUAAUAUGUGGUAGGACAUUUUCUAGCCUUUUAGCGAUAGCUUUUGAGCCGAUUUUAACAUCAACAUUUACCAGAGAAAUCGGUCUCCAGUUUUUAAUCCAUCUCCUAUCUUUGUCCUUUUUCUCAAUUAACGUUAUCACGGCUUGCUUUUGCGAAUGUGAUAAUUCACCAUGAAAAUACGCAUAAUUUAAUGAGUCCACUAGAAAUGUUCCGAUUUCUGACCAGAAGAACUUGUAAAAUUCUAUAGUAAGCCCAUCGUUUCCAGGAGUUUUAUCGUUACUAAAGGUAGACAGAACCUUGAAACAUUCGGAAUAUGUUAAUUGACCCUCGCACGUUUCCCGCAUUGAGUCGGUUAACUUAGGAGAUGAGAGGGUAUCUUCCAGAAAAGGACAAAUCGAAUAGUCAGUUUGUAUUCCCGACUUUUCGUCAUAAAGUUCAGAAUAAAAACUGUGAAUUUCAGUCAUAAUAGUGUCCGGAACAGUAGUCUCUUCUCCAUUUGCUCGAAUAAGUUUCCGUAUGCAGCUUUUUUUCUUAUUUCUGUUUUCCAGAUUUAGAAAAUACUUGUUGUUUCUUUCCCCUUGUUCAAACCAUGUAGCACGGGAACGAAUGAUUGAGCCUCUUACAAUGUAAUCAUACUCUUGUUCGUAUUCUGUUUUGACCGAUUCGAGGUUGGCAAGGUUUUCUUGCGUCGGUGAUUCUGCUAUUUUUUCCUCACAUAUUUUAAGCCUGUUUUCAAUUGUUUGAAUUCUAUUUCUCCUUUCUUUAGCUUUCAGUUUGCUAUACGAUAUACUUUCCCCUCGAAUUUUGUAUUUCAUCCAGUCCCAUUUAAUUCUCGAAUCAUCGCAAAAAUUAAUUUCGUCUAUCCACUUAGGAAAGUUCUCGCGUAAACGCUCAACGAAAAAAGCGUCAUCCAAGAGACUGUUAUUGAACUUCCAAAAAGAUGGGCCACGCUGCUGAUCAUUUAGACUGUCAAUUUCUAAAGUUAUUGCAUGGCGAUCCGUUCUUAUAGCUGUCACUAUGUCGACUUUAGCUACGUCAUCUUGUAAUAGGUCACUAAUGAGCCAAUAAUCAAGGCGUCUUUGAAUAAUUGGGCUUUUUUGUCUCCAAGAAAAUUUCUUGCUAUUAGGAUUACGGAUUCUCCAGAUGUCAACUAAAUCAUAAUUCAGCAUAAUGUCCUCCACACACUUAACUGAGUCUUUUAACACAGGGUUUCCACCCGAACAAUCUAGGUCUGGGUCCAUAGUUACGUUCCAAUCCCCUCCUAAUAUAAUUUUGUAGUCAAAAUCAUUGUAUCCCUCAUCAUAGAUAAGCUCAGACAAUGUUUGGAAGAACAACGAUUGCUUAGUGGUGGUAUUGGGAGCGUAAAUAUUUAUCAGAAGGAAUGGAACAUCUUGAAUAGUUGUCUCUAAAAUGAGGUACCUCCCAUCCUCAUCCGAUCGAAUUGAUUUCAAUUUGAAGUCAAAGGAUUUGCGUAUAAGGAUGGCGACCCCACGACUAUGGUUAGAGCCAUGAACAAAGUAAAUGUCCCCGGACCACUGCUUUUUCCAUUGAUUUUCAAUCUCUUCAGUGCUGUAAGUUUCCUGCAGAAAGCAGAUGUCUGAAUUUUGCUUGUAUAGCCAGUUGAAAAUGGACUUACGUUUUUCAAAAGAACGGAUACCCCGAACGUUCAGCGAAAGAGUUUUAAACUUUAAGUUGUUGAAAUCCAUUGAAAUUUGCAUACGUGUAGUGGAAAAAAGACAACAACAGUAGCUGUUAUUCCCAGAAGGGUCACUGUUACUCGAACAAUUAACGCAUUCGUUAAGUUGGUACUGACAAUAUACGGUAAUUGCUGCGGAGCGACCGAAGGGAGCGAGCAGCAACAUAAUCAGGAUUUAAAGGAAAUAUAUAAGGGGAGACAAAUUCUCGAAUUCAUCACUUUUUACCACAAUGCAUUGCAUUUAACCACACUUUUUCCCACAAUGCAUUGCAUUUAACCAGAGUGCAUUGCGCCACGCUGAAAUAUAAACACGGGGAAGUUCGGUGGGUGAGAGAGUGGAUCGUUCGCUGCUCAGACUUAGAGUUUUCUUUGUGGCAAAUUUUCUACAGCACGCAGGAGUCUUUCAGAUGAGUACGAUGGUUAACUUGGGGAUUGGAUUUCAAUUCAAGAGCCUUUUUGACUCGUCCAGGUGUUAAACCUGACGAGAAGAUGAGCAUUUGCUCUUCGACUCCGCAACACAGGAGAUAUACAAAUUCCAGCUUGCUAGUAGGUGAUGUGAAAGAAAUGUGAUGAGAAAAUGUCAUGCAAUGCUAUUCUUAAGAAACUGUAUGAGCCGAAAAUGGAUGUGAUUUUGACCAUUCGCUUCAAAAUAACAGCGGAAAUCGAGAUAACAAACAUAUGUUUUGUGUCCUACUUUGCAGACGAGGACGUUUAUCGGCAUUUUGAAAAGCAUAAUUAUGUUCUUUCAUUCAUUUAUUGCCAUGGAAUAUGCGUUUACAUUGUUUUUUCACUGUUAAUAGCUCGGUUAAUGCGGCUAGCGAUCGUCUUGCCGGUGGAAGUUUCAUGGAAAAGGAAUAAAAUGAAAGACUUUUCCUUAAAAUUACGUAAUCAGUCUCUGUGGUGUAGUGGUUAGGAGUAGUCGCGGCAAGUCGAAGGUGCUGGGUUCGAGUCCUACUGAAUUAUUUAUUCCUUCUUUCUUUUUUUUUUCCGUUUUUUUGUGUUGUUGUUUUCUAUAAAUAUAUAGCUAAAUAACUUAAGAAAAGUAUUGUGUUUCUAGAGAAAAUAUCGUGCACCGUAUAUUAAAUAUAUGGAUAAACGAUCUGAAUUUCUAUUAUUUCCUACAAUUUAUUGUGGGAAAACCAGAGUUGAUAACCAGUUCUUUAUAUAGACUGAUAGUAAUUAUUCUAGUACUUUCCAACAUGUAAAUAGGACAUUCAAUGUUAUUUUUGAUUCUUUUAAGUCUCACGGCCUAACUAAUGUACAUGCCAGUAUCAACAGAAUGCGCCGCAGCGUUACUCUCUUUUAGAUACCCUAGUGUUAAUGUUCUAAAUGAUAAUUGUGCAUUUUUUAUCUUAGGAAAGGCUGUAUUGUUGUAUGAAAAUGAAGGACACAAUACCAUAAAUAUGUAUCACACCCAAGUACCCACUGAAUUGAGAGGACGUGGAAUCGCUGGACAGUUGGCUAAAGUAAGUAGUGUUCUAAAGCUCCAGGCUGUAAUCAAAGAAACCUUGGGACAGACUCCUUUUAUUCAGAGGAGUUUUGAAAUAGUUUUAUAGAUUAUGGUAAAGUUAUUUUUCCUUUCUCAUUUCUGAGGGGAAAGCAGACAGUAUGACAUUUUUCCACCUUUAAAAACAUUUGCCAGUCACUUUCUGUUACGAAAAGUUGUCUUGCGAGAGUAGUGUGACAUUGUAGAAGCUUCUUGAAAGUUCAUAGUUGGUUUAUUUUAGUACCUUGUAUAAGCAUUUCUAAAGCGGUAUAUUUUGUAAUCUUUCUAUAACUGGACUAUUUGCAAAGUUCUAAUUUUAUUGUGAAAGUAUAUAAGUAGACGAGUCCAAGCGAGGUUUUAACUAGUUUUCACAAGCGAAAAGAGUUAAAAGUUGGUUGUGUUUAGUAAAGUGUGGCUGAAACAGUGUUUAUUCAAGUUGGCGGAGACCAUUUAAGUUUCUCAAGUUAUGUGCAGUUGUAGAGUUGUACUUACUGGAAACUACUUUCCUAUUUGGCAGGAAUAAAUUUUCUUGUUGCUGUUCCGACACCCUGCGUUCAGUUUAGUUUGCAAGCUACCCCUCCUCUUAAAGAUUACUCAUGUAACGCUUUCCCAUUUACUUAAGGCUUAUACUAAUGACAUCAACAUUAUUAUUUUGCUUUAGGCAGCUCUGGAUUAUGCUGUAAAUGAAGAUGCCAAGGUCAAAUUGACAUGUACAUAUUUGCAGAAAUACGUAAAUGACCAUCCUUCUCCAGACUACACAUCUCGCGUUGUAGCACCUUAA